Messenger RNA from Xiphias gladius (swordfish), 5919 nucleotides. It is a transcript of the gene mast1a, whose product is annotated as microtubule associated serine/threonine kinase 1a. Gene Ontology annotation, molecular function: protein binding; ATP binding; magnesium ion binding. The transcript is spliced from 27 exons. Gene Ontology annotation, biological process: peptidyl-serine phosphorylation; intracellular signal transduction. NCBI's taxonomy places the organism in Eukaryota, Metazoa, Chordata, Actinopteri, Istiophoriformes, Xiphiidae. The coding region runs from base 28 to 5211 and encodes 1727 amino acids. The record is from RefSeq and is a predicted model, not a curated record.
CCCCCCCGACAGGUGUGAACACGCUGGAUGAUGGAUGACUCCGGGAUCAUCCGAAGACGGAGGCUGCAGAAGGAUCUGCCCCUGCCCCGAAAAAGUAGCAGUUGCAGAACCAGCAACCGGAAAAGCCUAAUCCUGACCAGUACGUCCCCCACCCUGCCACGGCCGCACUCUCCACUGCCUGGACACAUAGGGAGCAGUCCGCUGGACAGCCCGCGCAACUUCUCACCAAGCGGACCUGCCCACUUUUCCUUUGCCUCUUCUCGAAGGGCUGAUGGUCGUAGAUGGUCCUUGGCUUCUCUGCCUUCCUCAGGAUAUGGCACCAACACACCCAGUUCAACGUCAUCCAGCUCAUCCCAGGAGCGUCUGCACCAGCUGCCCUUCCAGCCGACCAUGGACGAGUUGCACUUCCUGUCCAAGCACUUUGGCAGCACAGAGAGCAUCACAGAUGAUGAUGGGGGCCGACGCUCGCCGCAUGUCCGCCCUCGUUCUCGCAGUCUCAGCCCGGGGCGCUCUCCAUCCUGCUAUGACAAUGAAAUAGUGAUGAUGAACCAUGUCUACAAGGAGCGCUUCCCCAAGGCCACAGCUCAGAUGGAAGAGAGGCUGGCAGAGUUCAUCCACAGCUACUCCCCAGAAAGUGUUCUGCCACUGGCUGAUGGGGUCCUCAGCUUCAUCCACCACCAGAUAGCUGAGCUGUCCAGAGACUGCCUGGCCAAAUCACGUGAGGGUCUCAUUACCACUGUCUACUUCUGUGAACUGCAGGAGAACCUGGAGAAGCUGCUGCAUGACGCUUAUGAAAGAUCGGAGAGUUCGGAGCUCACCUUCGUCAUUGAGCUGGUCAAAAAGCUCUUCAUCAUCAUAUCUCGUCCCGCCAGGCUCCUCGAGUGUUUGGAGUUCAACCCAGAAGAGUUUUACCAUUUGCUUGAGGCAGCGGAGGAUCAUGCCAAGGAAGGACAACUCAUGAAGGCAGACAUCCCUCGGUAUAUCAUCAGCCAAUUGGGGCUGACCAGAGACCCACUGGAGGAAAUCGUGAGCCUUGACAGCUAUGACAGUGAGGGUCCACAUACUCCAGAGACUGAUGACUCAGCAGAGGGAAAAGGGAGAACCAUCAAACCGCCGAGUGAGGAAGAUUUUCAGAGCAUCAAACUGAUCAGCAAUGGAGCUUAUGGUGCUGUCUACCUGGUGCGGCACAGGGAGACACGUCAGCGUUUUGCCAUGAAAAAGAUCAACAAGCAGAAUCUGAUCCUGAGGAACCAGAUCCAGCAGGCAUUUGUAGAGCGAGACAUCCUCACCUUCGCAGAGAACCCCUUUGUUGUCUCCAUGUUCUGCUCCUUUGAAACACGGCGACACCUCUGCAUGGUCAUGGAAUAUGUUGAGGGUGGUGACUGUGCCACUUUGUUGAAGAACAUCGGGGCUCUGCCUGUUGAGCUGGCAAGGAUGUACUUUGCUGAGACUGUUUUGGCCUUGGAGUACCUGCACAACUAUGGUAUUGUCCAUAGAGACCUCAAACCUGACAAUCUCCUGAUCACCUCCAUGGGCCACAUCAAGCUCACAGACUUUGGCUUGUCGAAGAUGGGCCUAAUGAGCCUCACCACCAACCUUUAUGAGGGACACAUUGAGAAAGACGCCAGAGAGUUCCUGGACAAGCAGGUAUGUGGUACUCCAGAGUACAUCGCUCCAGAGGUGAUUCUCCGUCAGGGCUAUGGAAAGCCGGUGGAUUGGUGGGCCAUGGGCAUCAUUCUCUAUGAGUUCCUAGUGGGCUGUGUGCCUUUCUUUGGAGACACUCCUGAGGAGCUGUUUGGACAGGUCAUAACAGAUGAUAUAGUUUGGCCAGAUGGCGACGACGCCUUGCCUGCAGAUGCCCAGGACCUAAUAUCUGCUCUGCUGCAGACAAACCCUCUAGUGAGGUUGGGUACAGGUGGAGCGUUUGAGGUGAAGCAGCACUCGUUCUUCACUGAGCUGGACUGGAACAGUUUGCUGAGACAGAAGGCAGAGUUCAUCCCUCACCUUGAGUCAGAGGAGGACACCAGCUACUUUGACACCCGUUCAGAUCGUUAUCACCACAUCAAUACGUACGACGAGGAUGACACCAAUGACGACGAGCCGGUGGAGAUCAGACAGUUUUCCUCCUGCUCUCCUCGCUUCAGCAAGGUGUACAGCAGCAUGGAGCAUCUUUCUCAGCUGGAACAGAAAGCUACGACCUCUGUGUCCCGUCGGGAGCACAAGGGCCCGCGGGACGACAAGGUGACAAAGAGAGAGAGCCUGGGCAGCUUCAGCAUGAGGGACAAGAGCUGGAGGACUGGCUCGCCUGAGAUGAAGCGCCUGUCUUGUUCAGAGUCCCUCUACAUGGAAGGAGAUGCAAGCCCCCCCCUCGGUGCUCGGCGACGCUUCUCAGCCCUGAUGGAUACACAUCGUUUUGCCUCACCCCUGGAGAGUGAGCCAGACUUCUUGUCCCGCCAGGCUCCCAUCAAGGUCCGUGGAACCUCACUGGACGGGACCGGUGUCCCCUCACCAAGCCUCCUGGAGCAGAGGACCAGUCUGAAAGAGGUCAAUGGGGCAGACAAGCCCCCUAGACCUGGAGAGACACCAGGUAUUACCACGGCCAUCACCACAUUAUCUCCAGGUCCAGCAGCAGCCAGUCGUGAUGUGAUGACCCCUCUGUUUGACCCUCUGGGGCCCAGAGCCACCAAUGACCUGGUCCUCCGCAGGGCGCGCCACCAGCAUUUGUCUGGUGAUGGAGAGAAACGCAACUCCAGACCUGGCAACAAGGUCAUCAAGUCAGCCUCCGCCACAGCCCUGUCUGUCAUUAUACCAUCAGUGGAGCAGCAUGGUGGCUUCUCUCCGCUGGCCAGCCCCAUGUCUCCCCACUCUUUCUCCUCAAACCCCUCAUCCCGAGACUCUUCACCCAGCAGAGACUUCUGCCCAGCAGUCAGUGUGCUGCGCUCCCCCAUCACCAUCCAUCGCUCUGGAAAGAAGUACGGAUUCACCCUCAGGGCUAUCAGGGUCUACAUUGGAGACAGCGACAUCUACAGUGUGCAUCAUAUUGUUUGGCAUGUGGAGGAUGGCGGCCCCGCCCAGGAAGCUGGCCUGUGUGCUGGUGACCUCAUCACUCAUGUCAAUGGGGAACCUGUCCAUGGUCUGGUUCACACUGAAGUGGUAGAGCUUAUCCUCAAGAGUGGUAACAAGGUGACAGUGACAACUACACCUUUUGAGAACACCUCCAUUAAAGUGGGUCCUGCCCGGAAGGCCAGCUACAAAUGUAAAAUGGCCCGACGAAACAAGAGGACCAUGGGCAAGGAUGGCCAGGACAGCAAGAAGCGAAGCUCUUUGUUUCGUAAGAUCACAAAACAGUCCAAUCUGCUGCACACCAGCCGCAGCCUGUCCUCUCUGAAUCGCUCUCUGUCCUCCAGCGAGAGUCUUCCUGGCUCCCCAACUCACAGCCUGUCUGCCCGGUCCCCAACUCAGGGCUACCGCUCCACCCCUGAGCCCUCAUACCUGGGUGCCUCCUCCCAGAGCAGCUCUCCAGCCUCCAGCACUCCAAACUCCCCUGCUCCCUCACAGCACAUGAGGCCCAGCUCCCUGCACGGCCUCUCACCUAAACUCCACCGGCAGUAUCGCUCUGCCCGUUGUAAAUCUGCUGGUAACAUUCCCCUGUCCCCGCUGGCCCACACACCCUCCCCUACCCAGUCUUCUCCUCCACCCUUGCCAGGCCACACCGUAGGGAGCUCCAACACCACCCAGUCCUUCCCUGCCAAGCUCCACUCGUCGCCACCGGUGGUCCGUCCCAGGCCCAAGAGUGCCGAGCCCCCUCGAUCCCCUCUUCUCAAACGGGUGCAGUCGGCAGAGAAGCUGGGCUCACCUUUGACCCAGUCCAGUUCUACGGGAGGGCUGGGGGGUCCACUGAGGAAGCACAGCCUGGAAGUGCAGCACUCUGAGUAUCGCAAGGAUGCCUUCCUCUGUGAGCUCGGGCUCCAGAGCCUGUUGGAGACAGAAGGGGAAAAUUUGCCCCCUAAUCCUCCACUGCUGCCCUCAUCCUCAUCCUUGACUACACCAGAGACCGGUGUGCUGAAGCCUGUGAGGAGACUAGGGAGGCAGGAGUCACCGCUUAGUCGGGAAAAGCUGCUGGCCGGAAGGGAGAGGGAAGAGAGGGAGAGAGGAAGGGAGAGAGAGAGGGAGACAGAGACCGGGACAGGUCGAGUUGGAGCAACAGCAUCCCAGUCAUCCCUAACAAGAAAACCUCAUACAAGUGAGCUGCCCUUGAACUCACAAAGCUCCAGACUAAGUGCAGAACCCACUAAAGUUACAACUCCUAGCACCCCUACCAAAACAACAGGAAGUCUAGGUGGUCCGAAGGCACCUGAAAAGAUCCACCAGGUUCAGACAGAGUUAACUCCAAAACAAUUAGACCCAAAGGCAGCCAAAAGUGUGUUAUCUAAUAGUAAAGAUCCCCAGGAGCGUCAGCUAGGGGGUAGAACUGAAGCAAAGCAGGAGGGAAACAACAAGACUCUUCCCAGUAGGCCUGGUUUACCUGGUGCUGCCUUCACUAAGAGCUCUGCUUCUACUCCAGAUAAAUCCAUCGGCAUCAACGCGACAGUGACAGCAGGUCCUCUGAGCAUGAACAAAACUUUUAAACCAUCAGGUAUGGGUGACGGCCUGAGAAAGGCUGGAGCUGAGAGCAGUGACUCGAGGGCUCCAGACCUCGGCUCCAAAAGCCCCAAACUUCCAGCACGGGUCCUCGCUCCUGUUGUCCCCCCACACGGGCAGCCACUCUCACUGGGAAAGGUGAGACAGGGGCUCGGGGCCGUCAACUGCUACAGGGGAACCCUUGAUUGGGAGGACAAAUGUCGCCUGGAGGUGGUGGAGGAGCAUUCUCCCUCACCUUCUCCCUCCCCUACCUCUGUCACCCCCUCCCUCUGUGGGCCUUCCCUCUGUAAGUCACGGCCUGUCUCCCCUGGCGACAAGACGAGCUUCGUCAGCCAGCUGACCACUGUGGCCAAAAAUGUCCUUGGGCCAAUCAAGCUUGGCUCCCAGGAUGGGGCCAAGAGCAAAGACCAGCAGACUAAGGCAGCGGAGGAGAAGCAGGGAAGCACAGCGGGAAAGUCUGACACUCCUGCUGGAGGUCGAGUGGUUGUUGGGGCUGCAGUGGUGACCCAAAGUCCUGCUGGUUCACCACUAGAGAGGGUUGUAACAGGUAGCAGCCUGCCGAAAAUGUGACCCCAUGGGGUCCCUAAGUGGGACUUUAGUUUUAAAAAAAAAAAAGAAAAAAACGGCCUUUUUUUGAAGAACAAUGCAACGAAAGUAGAGCACUUAAAAACAAUGUACAUUCCAGUUUGAGAGUAUAUAAAAUGUUAUUUAUUGAUUCCAAUCAUUGACUGAUUCUAACUUAAAAUCAGGAGUAAAAAAAAUCUACUGUAAAGGUGCAUUAACUAUUGGUUUUCUAUUAUAAAUUAUUUAAUAAGAAGACUCUUAAAGUAAUGUGGAACACUUUAUCAGAUGUAUAUGUGUGUGGGUCUAUGUGAACGCAUGUCAUAUGGUAUGUACGGUACAUGUUUAAUAGGUACAAGAGGUCAAAAAGUGCUUUACCGAUCAAAACAUGCUGAAUACUGUGAAGACCAAAUCCAGUCACUCUAUUUUGUCAUUCAACCAGCCCUUCCUUCUUUUACUGCUUAUCAAACAGAGCAACGAAACAGGGGGGUGAACUGAGGCACAGUCGCAUUCUUACAUCUUCAUCAAACACAAUUUAAACGCGGCAUCAGUUUGGCUGCAGCGUGCAAGCAACAUGAUGAUUAAGCUAAUUUCUUCUUCAUCCAGCAGUUUGCUUUUUCCGAGUUGCACGGUCAAAGACAAAGCCAAAGCAGGCACUCUGUCAAUGAAUGUCACAUCAAGAACUGUCUAGCUCUGUCUGUCACAGGGGAUUGUGUG